AUGGCACUGUCCAAGAGUCGCAGGAUACAGAUCCUGCUUGCAAUCGACGGAAUCUUCUUCUUGAUCGAGUUGAUCAUCGGAUACGCGGUGCACUCGCUCGCUCUGGUGGCCGACUCUUUUCACAUGCUCAACGACGUGCUUUCGCUGUGCGUUGGUCUGUGGGCUGUCAAAGUGGCAAACUCCAAGCAGCGCAGCAAGAUGUACACGUAUGGCUGGCAGCGAGCCGAGACUCUAGGAGCUCUAGUCAAUGGCGUCUUCCUCGUCGCUUUGUGUCUGUCCAUCUUCCUUGAGGCCAUACAACGAUUCUUCGAGCCGCAGGAGGUGUCACAUCCACAGCUGAUCCUGAUAGUCGGAUGCUUUGGCCUUGCCUCGAAUAUCUUAGGCCUGUUCUUGUUUCACGAUCACUCGCACGGCGGACACGGUCACUCCCACGGCCACUCGCACGGCUCUGACGAGAUUGCGGAUGCUGAAGAAGGCCAUGCGCACAACCACAGCAGCCAAAGUCACUUUCACGAUACAGAAAGCACGGUUGUGGCAGAUGAGCGUGGUAACGUGGCAGAUGUGCUGCCACAAUCCCAAGUAGGAAAUUGGUCGACGGCAUCUCCUGCGGAAACCAAGAAACAUGUUAGCUAUGGCAGCUUGACUCCAAGGACGGAGGGCAUAUCGUUCAAGAAUGCAUCUUCUCCCUCGGCGACCUCACGUAGAGCUCGAAGACGUAGCCGAUCCCUUUCACGAGGAUACGCAAACAUCAACGAAAUGCCGAUACAUCCAGCUUCGUUCCGCAACGAGAUCAUCGCCGCAUCCAGACUAGAAGACAUACAGUCAGGCAGCAGCACGGACACAGAUGGCGAGAACGAAGAGGCCAUAGAAGACGAAGGCGAUGAUGACCAUGGCCCCACAGAGGGAUCGCCGCUCCUGGGCAAGAAGAGCAACGUGAUUUCGAAGCGCAGCACUCGAGGCCGACGGAGGAAUCAUCGAAACUCGCUUUCAAAUGGCGCACUACACUCCUCACACAAUCACAACAAACCAAAGAAGAGCUCGGAGGAUGGCGGUGCUCACGGGCACAGCCAUGCCGACUUGAAUAUGCGAGGUGUUUUCCUCCACGUUCUGGGAGACGCUCUAGGAAACGUGGGCGUCAUUGCUUCUGCCCUUUUCAUCUGGCUCACGGAUUUCUCUUGGAGAUUUUAUUCCGAUCCUGUCAUCUCCCUCAUCAUCACGGUCAUCAUUCUCGGCUCGGCUAUUCCUCUUUGCAAAGCUGCCUCGCGUAUCUUGCUACAAGCCGUCCCAGCCGGCCUCUCAAUUGAUGACAUUAAGCAGGAUAUUACGGACCUUCCCGACGUGGUCUCAUGUCACCAUCUUCAUGUCUGGCAGCUGUCCGAUACAAAAUUGGUCGCCUCCUUGCACGUUCAAGUCGCCUUCGAAUUCAAAGGAGAAGGUAGCCAGCGCUACAUGCAAUUAGCGAGGCAAAUUCGCAAGUGUUUGCACGCAUAUGGUAUCCAUUCAUCGACCAUUCAACCCGAGUUCUGCUGCGAAGCCACGCAUGGUCAUCGCAUGAUCGAGCGCGCGAUCCAGCAUAGGGAUGACGACGAAGAUAGCUGCGAUCAGAGCCAUUCUGGUGCAGAUGAUGACUAUGGAUGUCUACUCGACUGCGACGACGAAUGUGGAGACGGCGGCAUGUGCUGUCCUGUCGGGUCCAAGAAGGGCUGCGCCGGCGGUAAGGCCGGUGGAAAGUCGAUCGAGAACGGCAAUGGCAAGAGUCAUGACCACGAUCAUGAUCACGCACAUUAG
Verruconis gallopava is the source of this 1788-nucleotide messenger RNA. RefSeq lists its product as uncharacterized. Gene Ontology annotation, cellular component: membrane. Bases 1 to 1788 code for a protein of 595 amino acids. The record is from RefSeq and is a predicted model, not a curated record. Lineage: Eukaryota; Fungi; Ascomycota; Dothideomycetes; Venturiales; Sympoventuriaceae. The transcript has a single exon. Gene Ontology annotation, molecular function: zinc ion transmembrane transporter activity. Gene Ontology annotation, biological process: zinc ion transmembrane transport; intracellular zinc ion homeostasis.